AUGGAGACUGAUGACAUGAUUAGUACUAGUGAAAGGUUGCAGCUUCUCAUGGAUGAUCACGGAGGAGGAAAUGAGACCAAUGGCAAACCCGCUGCAUCUCUCUUGGACUAUCUCGUCAGAAAACUGGAAAAGGAAAGGCUGGCUGAAGUGCAGCUAACCAACAGUGAAAUGCCAGUUCGAACGCAAAAAGUGGAAAGUGACUUUAACGACGACAUUAUCGCUUCACCCGGUUCGCAUUAUACUUCCUUCAUUCCACCUCGCCCGUACGCAGAGCACUUUGAUUUCGAUGGCGGGCAAGGAGACUUCGUGACAAGCAGCUCCGGAGUCCAAACUCAAGGAUACAAUGACGUGGUGUUGAGUGAACGUCAUAUCGAGAUCGAGGACAGUAGGCCAAGAAGCGAAAGAGCGAAAGUUUUUGGAGAAAACGAGAACGAGGAGAAUAAUGACGGAGCUCCAGACCAGAAUCUAUCUCCUGACCAUGGGCGCGAAGUAGACCUCCAAAGUAAUGAUAUUGUGGAUGAGGAAAGUGCACAGCUCGUGGUAGAUAAACUUAACAUAUUCAAAAGUGAAUUUCGCCGCCUCAUCCAAAAAAUCGAUGAUGCUUCGUUAUUGACGCAUAUGUCGGACCCAUUUUUGCCCGUAGAUUCUGAGUUUAGUCCGAGGCCUAUGAACAGUAUGAUGGCCGGAAUUUUAGAUACUUUGCAAUCACUUCCCUCAACUGGUAGUGGUCGCAAACGUCCCAGAAGCUCCUCGGGCGUAGCUCAGACUGAGGGACCACCCCUCAUGCGCAGGAGUCCCGCAAGAGAUGCUCAGCUGAAAGAACCUCCGAGCAUAAGUGAGAUCGAGCAGGACCCAUGCUUUGGUUUAGCCAAUUUUGGAGUCGUACUUGUGAAAUCCCCCGUUACUGUGGCACAAUUGUGGAACGAGUACACUAAACUUCCAAGUGAGUGGGCCCUACCUGACUGGUUUGAAGUGGUUUCGCAACAACACUCUUCAGAAAAGCAUGAAGCACAGAGCGCUGUUCAAGUGAUGAAGCGACGAACUUCUAUAAGGGACCUUGAGAGAACUUAUGGAUCGUCGUGGCGGAACAAUGACAAAAACUUCUCUCGUCAAGUAAAUCGUCGCAAGAAAAUAUGGCUUGCCAUUGAGGAGGGCUUGCAGGAUGGCAUUUCUUUGAAUGACUGUUUUCAGUUAAUGGAGACUUAUGUCAAGGAAAGAGGCAAAGGUUUAAGCUGGUAUUAUAACGGUGUUCCAUUCAAAAUAAAGGAUCUAAAACGUGUGUAG
Lachancea dasiensis is the source of this 1284-nucleotide messenger RNA. Lineage: Eukaryota; Fungi; Ascomycota; Saccharomycetes; Saccharomycetales; Saccharomycetaceae. The record is from the annotation of a GenBank genome assembly.